Messenger RNA from Orycteropus afer afer, 249 nucleotides. Its product is annotated as cytochrome b-c1 complex subunit 8. The record is from RefSeq and is a predicted model, not a curated record. The coding region runs from base 1 to 249 and encodes 82 amino acids. Lineage: Eukaryota; Metazoa; Chordata; Mammalia; Tubulidentata; Orycteropodidae. The transcript is spliced from 2 exons. Gene Ontology annotation, biological process: mitochondrial electron transport, ubiquinol to cytochrome c.
AUGGGCCGCGAGUUUGGAAACCUAGCGCGGGUGCGGCAUGUGAUCACCUAUAGCUUGUCGCCCUUCGAACAACGCGCUUUCCCUCACUACUUCAGCAAGGGUAUCCCCAACAUGCUGCGCCGCACUCGGGCGUCCAUUCUGCGUGUCGUGCCUCCAUUUGUAGUGUUUUAUCUUGUCUACACAUGGGGGAACCAAGAGUUUGAGAAUUCCAAGAGGAAGAAUCCAGCUGCCUAUGAAAAUGACAAAUGA